Molecule: messenger RNA, 2160 nt
Organism: Cynara cardunculus var. scolymus (artichoke)
Lineage: Eukaryota; Viridiplantae; Streptophyta; Magnoliopsida; Asterales; Asteraceae
Exons: 2
Coding region: 1-2160 (719 amino acids)
Source: RefSeq, a predicted model, not a curated record
AUGACAGAUGCAAAGACAAUGGAUAUUCAUGAAGCACUAGAUGAAAUUAGAGUACAGAAGGAAAGACUUGAGGAAGAAAUCCGUACCAAGACGGAUCUAUACAAUAACUUGAGAAAAGCUCAAAAUGAACUGGUGACUAAAUUUCAGGAAGCAAAGCUGCAAUCUGAAAAGCAAGCCCUAGAACUGAGUGCCAGGUCUGAGGAGUUAUCUACAUUGAACCAACUCCAUCAGGACCUCAAAUCAAGUUUCCAAGAUAAGGAAUCGUCUCUUAGGCGCCUUAAUUCUGCAAUUGAGAAGCUGCAUCAUGAAUAUGGAGAGAAACUUCAUAAAUUGGAAGGAGAAAACAAAGAGCUUGUCUUGGCCUUAGAUGAAGCAACAUCAACUUCCCAAUCAUUGAAGUCGCAAGUUAAUUCCAGCAACAUGGAGAUUGAAGACCUUAAGAAAAUUCUAUUACUUAAAGAUAAAAAACUACUAGAAACUGCAGACAGGACACAGACAACUAAGGAUCUGACGCAGAGAGACGAGGUGAUAUGUGAACUGGAGGAGAAGCAUAGAGAUGUUCAAGAUCAACUCAAGUGGAAGAAUGAACAGUUUCAACAUCUUGAAGAAGCACAUGAAAGGCUUCAGGAAAAUUUUCGAUCUAGUAAAGCAGAGUGGGAGAGGGAAAAAUCAUUGAUGUUGGAGGAGAUCUGUUCACUUCAAACAAGCUUGGAUUCUCAAACUAGAAUAUCUGAAAACCUUCAGACCCAGCUGAGGAUAUGCAACCAGGCCUUAGCACAUGAAGAGAGCACAAGGAAACUGUUGGAAGUUGAGGUUUCUGAGUACAAAUCUCGUUUUGAGACUAUUUUUUCAGAGUGCCAUGAAGCAAAGGCGGCAAUUGAGAAGUUGUCUCACAAGCGAGAUGAAGAAGUUGCAGAACUAAGAGAUACUUUGGCCACAAAAGAUUCUCAAUCCAAAGAGAUGGGGUAUAAAAUGGCCCACUUGGAACAAGAGAAUCAUGAUCUAACAGCAUCUCUCAGAGAUUUCCAGAAAUCUCAAAUUACUAACUGUGGAACUAAUGGCAUGUUGAAGAAACUUCAAAAGAAAUAUCAAGGGUUGGAACAACUACACAAGAAGUGUACUGAGAAUUUGAAAGACAAAGAAGUUGAGUGGAAAUCUCAAAUAGAAAAGGUGAGGAGAGAGAUGGAUGAGUAUCUAUCAAAACUGAAAGUUCCAAGCGAACAAGUUAAGCAACUACAGGAGGAGUUGGAAUCUUGCCAUUACUUGUCUGAAGUUCAGAACGAAGAAAUAUCUUCAAAAAUUGUUGAGUUGGAGAAAAUAAAACUGUUGGCCGAAAGCCGGAAUAUGCAACUUGAAACAACCCUGGAGGCCUGCGAGACUGAGAAUCAAAGUCUUGUAUGUAGAGCAAACGAGCAAAACGAAAAGAUUGUUGAUUUGCAGCAACAACUUGUGUUACUAGAAACAUUGGUUACAGAACGAACAGAAACAAUAGAAGCACAAAAGCAGGAUAAAAACAAAUAUUUCAAAAUGAUAGAAGAUAAAGAAAGCAGCAUAGAGAAUCUGCUCAUUGUUUCCGAGCAAGAGAAAAAGAGCCUUUUACAGGUUAUAGAAGAGAGAAACCAGAAGAUGGAAGAGCUUGGUGAAGAAGCUAAAGCAUUAGAGAAAGAGAUGACAAAUGCUUUAAUGAGCUCCGAAGAAAAACAGAUCCAGAUUGAUGUUAUAUACCAAGCUUUACACAAACUGGAGAUCGAGGCUUCUGAUUUAUAUCAGAAACUCGAGCUCCAAAAUGAAUCCUUGUUGCAGUCCUCCAAACACACAGAAGAGUUAGAAGCCUUGCUGCAAAUCAAGAAAUUAGAAACCGAAAGCCUCAAGGGGGAGUUUGAAGAGGAGAAAACACGUUUGGAGAGUGUGGUGAAGAAUCUUGAGGUUCAGAACCGUGGUUUACAUGAAGAUAUCAGAAAAAUGUCAUCAGACAGGGAGCAUUUGCUAUUUGAAAUGGAAACAACAUCCAACCAGAUUGGCGAGUUUUCUAAGGAUGACGGAUUAACAAAAAUGCUAGAAAACAUGUUGCAGAAAUCCAGCAUUCCAUGUUCUCCAUUGCAGAAGGGCAAGGAUGAGAUGGUUGAUACAAGAUUGCCACUGGUUGAUCUGAACAAGUAG